Molecule: messenger RNA, 825 nt
Organism: Lactuca sativa (garden lettuce)
Lineage: Eukaryota; Viridiplantae; Streptophyta; Magnoliopsida; Asterales; Asteraceae
Source: RefSeq, a predicted model, not a curated record
AUGACAGAUAAAAGAAUUAGGGUUAGUUGGAAGUCGGAAUUGGUGGACAAAAGUUUUUUGGAAUCAUAUAUACAAGAAUUGACAAGCAAUGGCCAGGAGGGUAAUGGUGUAAAAGCAAGCUCAUGGGCUGUGGUCGCAGAGAAAUUGAAAACAGAUCAUAAUUUUGUUGUCGAGAAAAAACAAAUGAAAAACCGAUACGACUAUUUAAAAGCAAAGUAUGCAGUGUGGUUAAAACUUAAAAACAAAACAAGAAAUAUUUAUGAUCCUUUGAACAAGUAUGUAGAUAAGUUGAGAAAUACAUCCCUCCCUUGCCCUGAACUUUGUACCCAACUAUUUGAAAGGGCGACCUCGACUGGUGUUCACAGUUGGGGGCCAUCUUCGACACUACCUCAUCCCAAUGAAACCUUUAGUACACAUGAUUUUGAGGAUACAGAGAUGGAUGAGCCAGCACCUCAUGCAGAUACCCUAAGCUCAACAGUACCUCAACCUACUAUUGAGGAAUCAUUUGGGCGAACAAGAAACAAGGGAGGCAAACGAAAUGGUCCUAAAGAAACCACACUAAAUGAUGAGUUGAAAGAAGUUGGAAAAGAAAUUAUCAAGGCUACACAAGCAUUCACGGAAGCAAAUAAUCUUGACAAUGAGAUGGAUGCUUGUAUGGCGAAGUUGACAAGCUUGGAGUGGGGAGAAUAUGAUCUGAAAUACAUCACUGCUCUUAUGUUAUUUGCUGAAAGUGCUGGUAAUAGGAAAAUUUGGUUGCGGCUUAACUUGUCAAAUUGUGAGUCGUGGGUAACAAAUGCGGGAAGAAAGUUUGGAUUAGUUGGUUGA